AUGCCAGAUUUGGAAAGGAUGCCAUCAAGGGACCAAAGGGAUCAUAAUAGUCUCCCUAAGUUGCCAGUUCCAGCCCUGCAACAAACACUGAAGAUGUAUUUGAAAUGCAUGAGGCACUUAGUACCUGAAGAGCAAUUUAAAAGGACCAAGGCCAUCACAGGGAACUUUGGCGCACCUGGUGGACUCGGAGAGUUCCUUCAGAUGAAGCUACUGGAAAGAAGAGAGGUUAAGGCCAACUGGGUAUUUGACUACUGGAUUGAAGAUAUGUAUUUGAAUAACAGAUUAGCACUACCUGUCAACUCUAGCCCUGCCAUGGUCUUCCCAAAGCAGACCUACAGAACACAGAGUGAUGCACUCAGAUUUGCGGCUCAUCUAAUUUCAGGUGUACUGGAAUACAAGUGUCUACUUGACGGCAAUACUCUUCCAGUGGACGUAGCACGAGGGCAACUAGCGGGCACUCCCUUGUGUAUGGAACAGUACUACAGGCUAUUUACCUCUUACCGCCUACCUGGACCAAAAACAGACACACUGGUGGCGCAGAAAAGCAGCGUAAUGCCAGAACCAGAGCACAUCAUAGUGGCCUGUAAAAACCAGUUUUUCGUUCUUGAUGCUGUGAUCAACUUCCGGCGGCUCAAUGAAAAGGAUCUGUUAACUCAGUUACAGAAGAUUAGGAAGAUGGCUGAGAAUGAGGAGGAACACCUGCCUCCUAUAGGACUGCUUACUUCAGACGGUCGGACUGAGUGGGCGGAGGCUCGUAAUUUCCUUGUUAAAGAUUCUACCAACAGAGACUCUCUGGAUAUGAUUGAGCGCUGCUUGUGUUUGGUGUGUCUGGAUGAACCGAGUGGCAUGGAGCUGAGUGACACAAACCGAGCCAUGCUGAUGCUCCAUGGAGGGGGGCCGGACAGAAAUGGGGGAAACCGCUGGUAUGACAAACCUAUGCAGUUUGUGGUAGGUGAAGACGGCUGCUGUGGUGUUGUUUGUGAACACUCACCCUUUGAGGGAAUCGUAUUGGUCCAGUGCACAGAAUAUCUAUUAAAGUACAUGAGAGGCAGCCCUUCAAAGCUGGUAAGGGCAGCGAGUGUGAGUGAGCUGCCAUCUCCACGGCGACUGCGCUGGAAAUGUUCACCAGAUAUUCAGAAAUCCCUCACGGCUUCAGCAGACAAAUUACAAAUGCUUGCUGGAAAUCUAGACAUAAAUGUCCAUACAUUUACCUGCUAUGGUAAACAGUUUAUCAAGAAACAGAAAAUGAGCCCAGAUGCUUACAUACAAGUAGCUUUGCAGUUUGCAUUUUACAGAUGUCAUGGAAGACCUGUGCCAACCUAUGAGAGUGCAUCAACUCGGCGCUUCCAACAGGGCAGAGUGGACAACAUUCGCUCUUCUACUGCUGAGGCUUUAGCAUUUGUAAAAGCUAUGACUGAUGAACAGUCCAGUUUGACAAGUGCACAGAAGAUGGAGAAGUUAUGGGAUGCUAUUAAGGCCCAAACCAAUUAUACAGUCCUGGCUAUUACAGGAAUGGCAAUAGAUAAUCACUUACUUGGAUUGAGAGAGAUUGCAAAGGAGCUCAACCUGGAGAAACCAGAAAUGUUCAGAGAUGAGACCUACAUCUUCAGCAAUCAGUUUAUUCUUUCUACAAGUCAGGUUCCCACGACCACAGAGAUGUUUUGCUGCUAUGGUCCUGUGGUCCCCAAUGGCUACGGUACUUGCUACAAUCCCCAGUCGGACCACAUAAUUUUCUGUGUGUCCAGCUUCCGUGACAGCCCAGAGACCUCCUCUGACAUGUUUGUGAAAACUCUAGUGCAGUGCCUGAGGGAAAUGCGAGAUCUGUGCCAAGUAUACAACACUCACACCAUGCCAAAAAACCCCACACCAAGGAAUGAGGAUACCUCUGAGGCUGUGAAGAAUGGGGGAAAGAUAUAG
Molecule: messenger RNA, 1917 nt
Organism: Trichomycterus rosablanca
Lineage: Eukaryota; Metazoa; Chordata; Actinopteri; Siluriformes; Trichomycteridae
Gene: chata
Product: choline O-acetyltransferase a
Exons: 14
Coding region: 1-1917 (638 amino acids)
Biological process (GO): acetylcholine biosynthetic process; neuromuscular synaptic transmission
Cellular component (GO): cytoplasm; neuron projection
Molecular function (GO): choline O-acetyltransferase activity
Source: RefSeq, a predicted model, not a curated record